CGAAGUUCUCAAAUAAUUAUAUCAGUUGCAAAGCACCUGUUACAAACACAGGAACUAAUCCUAGCAAGGAACCCCAAGUCAUAGUUAAUUAAGUAAUUAGGAAAUUUAUACUUAGAGUUGCAAAAUGGUCUUCGAUAUCAGUGUUAAUUGCCCACUAUUCGGAAAAUAUAGAUUUGAAUUUUUAUCUGCUUUAUGUGCAAAUAUCAUAGCUAUCGCCCAUGGAGCAGGGAUAGCCUGGCUAUCACCAACUCUUUUGCUCCUACAAUCUGAAGAUACCCCUCUAGCAUCGGGAGCACUUGACGUCAACGAAGCGUCAUGGCUGGGAUCACUUUUGUGCGUUGGAGGAUUCGCAGGAAAUCUGGGAUUCGGUUUCAUUGCAAACCGAUGGGGCAGGAAAAGAGCGCUUUCUCUUAUAGCAUUUCCCCAAAUGUGCUUCUGGAUUAUCGUUACUUUUGCAAAUGACAUAAGGUUUCUCUAUGCAGGCAGAGUAUUAGCGGGCAUGACAGGCGGAGGGUGCUUUGUAACCAUCCCUCUCUACAUUUCUGACAUUGCUUCAAAGGAGAUUCGCGGCAGUUUAGGAUCAAUAUUAAUGUUAGCGGUAAACUGUGGCGUAUUGGUUGGAUACUCUGUUGGAUCAUACUUACCAUACACUGUAGUUCCGAAAGUCACUAUUAUUUUCCCGGUCGUGUAUCUUUGCCUAAUAUUAUUUUUCCCAGAAACUCCACAAUUUUUACUACUCAAAAAUAAUCUGGAUGGAGCCAAGGCAUCACUUUGCUUCUACCGCAACAUUGACCCGAAAAGUUCCACAAGAGAAGUGGUUCAGAGAAUAGAGAAGGAAAUCGACGAAAUGAGAAGCGCAAUGGGAAAUACACCAACAAAAGAGGCAUCCUUCAAAGAUUUUGCAUCCAAGGACGCACUUAAAGGUAUGCUACGAGGAGUCGGCUUAGUAGGGGUCAACAUCUUCAGUGGAAUUUUCCUCAUUGUUAAUUACAACGCAACAAUAUUCAAAGCAGCUGGAAUCAAUAUUGCGCCCAACGAUGCAACGCUUAUUGUAGCAGUUUCACAGAUAGCUGGCACGUAUCUGUCGACGCUUAUAGUAGAACGUUUCCGCCGAAAAACUUUACUCAUCCUUACCACGGCCACAGCAGGAUUAGCUCUCACAAUAAUGGGAACCUCAACAUAUCUGUCCCAAUUUUACGACAUGUCUGGGUUAUCUUGGUUACCUGUAGCAAGCUUGUCGUUUAUGGUCUUCGCAGCAUCUUCUGGAUAUAUUCCUCUUACUUUUGUUGUCAUGAAUGAAGUGAUACCAAGACCGGUGAGACCGCUUGUGUCGAGCGUUUGCAAUGCCGUCUUGAAUACAUUUGCUUUCGCAUCCUUGAAACUCUUGCCGAUGCUGAUUGAGUAUGCGGGUCUGCACGUCGUUGUGUGGAUAUGUGCUGCAAUGUGCUUCCUUGGAGUACUUUUUAAUGCCAUAUGUAUUCCAGAAACUAGAGGAAAACUAAUUUAAUAAUUAAUUAGGCGAAUAGCGAAUAGAAUUUAAAUUAAAUU
Molecule: messenger RNA, 1548 nt
Organism: Hermetia illucens (black soldier fly)
Lineage: Eukaryota; Metazoa; Arthropoda; Insecta; Diptera; Stratiomyidae
Product: facilitated trehalose transporter Tret1-like
Exons: 6
Coding region: 125-1507 (460 amino acids)
Biological process (GO): carbohydrate transport; transmembrane transport
Cellular component (GO): membrane
Molecular function (GO): sugar transmembrane transporter activity
Source: RefSeq, a predicted model, not a curated record